UGUGCGGCAAAAUCAGUCCUUGACUCCAUGGAAAGAUUUUUUGGUCUCUGUCUCUGAUUCCUGUCCUGCUCUCCGCGUCUCUGCCGUAUCAACGACCCCCCGGUACCGCUUUUAUCUUGGCCGCGAUGAAUAUCAUAGAAUGGGCGUUUGGAAAGCGCAUGACGCCUGCUGAGCGCCUGCGCAAGCAUCAGCGUGCUCUAGAACGGACACAGCGAGAGCUUGACCGAGAGCGGGUCAAGCUGGAGAAUCAAGAAAAGAAGCUGGUUCAAGACAUCAAGAAGAGCGCGAAGAAUGGACAAAUCGGUGCUUGCAAGAUCCAGGCGAAGGAUCUUGUCAGAACCAGGAGGUACAUCCACAAAUUCUAUUCUAUGCGAACACAAUUACAGGCAAUAUCUCUAAGAAUCCAGACGGUUCGGAGCAACGAACAAAUGAUGCAGUCGAUGAAGGGCGCUACCGCGCUUCUAGGAAGCAUGAAUAGGCAGAUGAACUUGCCAGCUCUGCAGCGAAUAGCCAUGGAGUUCGAACGUGAGAACGAAAUUAUGGACGAGCGUCAAGAGAUGAUGGAUGACGCUAUCGACGAAGCCACCGGUCUUGAAGACGAAGAGGAGAGCGAGGAUAUUGUAAAGGAGGUCCUUGACGAAAUCGGAGUGGAUCUUGGCCAGGCUCUUGGAGACACCCCGACUGGUAUUACCAAAGAGAGCGUAGGCGAGACUCGAGUGGCGCAAGCGAUUGGUAGUGGGUCUGGGGAGGACGAUGACCUUCAAGCCCGCUUUGACGGCCUUCGAAGGUGAUGCGGUGAUGCGAUAUAUACAUAUUGUGUCUACUAGUGAUGUCUGCUAUUUGGAGUCAGGGAGUUUGGGGGCUGCUGGACAUAGAAGCAUGGACCUUGCACCAUGUUCCAGCAUUACGAAAUUUGAAGACAAUAUCAUAUUGUGUUAUUGAGCGGAGCGCCGUGUUUAUGGAGAAUGAAAGUGUGCAAGCAGUAAUUAAAUUGAUUAAAU
Messenger RNA from Talaromyces proteolyticus, 1001 nucleotides. RefSeq names its product SNF7 family protein. The transcript has 5 exons. Gene Ontology annotation, cellular component: multivesicular body; ESCRT III complex. Gene Ontology annotation, biological process: late endosome to vacuole transport; endosome transport via multivesicular body sorting pathway; protein transport. Bases 126 to 791 code for a protein of 221 amino acids. The record is from RefSeq and is a predicted model, not a curated record. NCBI's taxonomy places the organism in Eukaryota, Fungi, Ascomycota, Eurotiomycetes, Eurotiales, Trichocomaceae.